AUGGCUGCUAACAAGCAAAAGGAGCCUUUUUGGCUUGGAGGUGCAGCGGCCUCAAUGGCUGUCUGCUUUACUCAUCCCCUGGACCAAACGAAAUAUCGCAUGCAGGUUUUGAAGUCGAGAGAAUCCAUGUUUCGAGCGAUGUACCGCUUCGCAGCCCGCGAUGGCAUCUUCUCUCUAUGGUCUGGACUUUCAGCAUCCAUCUUCCGACAAACUACAUACUCGACCGCUCGAUUCGGUCUCUAUAAUUACUUCGCGCAACAAGCAAAACAAUGGACUGGCAAAGAGAAGCUAUCAACGGCUAUGACGAUAACAUGUGCGGGGCUGGCGGGUGGAAUGGCUGGGCUUGUUGGCAAUCCUGCUGAGGUCGUCCUUGUUCGAAUGUGUGCCGAUGGAGCAAAAAGUGUCGGCGAGAGAUUCGCCUAUUCCAAUGCUCUUGAGGGUCUUUACAGGAUUGGAAGAGAGGAGGGCAUCGGCGCCUUUGGAAGAGGCAUUUCAGCCAACAUUGUGCGAAGCAUUCUUAUGAGUAAAAGACUAAACAGAAAACACAGAUACUCGACGGCAAAACGAUAUCUUCUUUCGAAGACUGAAAUGAAGGACGAUAUAAAAACGCACGCCGUGGCAUCUUUCUUCGCUGGAACUGCGGCGACCACAAUCUGCGCCCCCGCGGAUGUUCUGAAGAGUAGAAUCCAAAGUGCCGCUGCGAGCGGACCUGGUGGAAGUUCCUUACUCCAUAUUGUUCAGACUGGUCUCCGAGAGGAGGGUCCCAGGUUCCUUAUGAAGGGAUGGACCCCGGCGUGGUUGAGAUUGACACCAAACACCGUGUUGACAUUCGUAUUCAUGGAGCAGCUGCGCAAACUAACGCAAUGGCAGUUUGCAGCUCCAGUUGAGACCAUAAAGGUGUGA
Messenger RNA from Colletotrichum truncatum, 903 nucleotides. The record is from RefSeq and is a predicted model, not a curated record. NCBI's taxonomy places the organism in Eukaryota, Fungi, Ascomycota, Sordariomycetes, Glomerellales, Glomerellaceae.